CAAUAUUAUCAAACGGACUCACCGCGAUAUGUUCGCCAUUCGUUAAAAUCACGUUUAUUUUACACUAGGUAGUUACAUGAACGUAAGCAAAACUUGUGAAGAAGACCAUAUCAAAAUAUAUCGUUUAUAUUUUCUACAAUAAUACCGUUAUUUAACGUGUCUAGCAACUGUAGCGGUGCUGUCCUCUUCAAACUGACCGGUAUUUUGGACCGAGGAUCACCCGGUGUCUCACGUUAGCUUAACGCUACCUCACGUUAGCUCAACGCUACACGUCCACAGCCGACUGUGGCUGACGCGGUGUAACAUCUACGAGCGGUAACGUCUAACGUGAACGUCUGUCUCCGCUGCAGACGAUGCCGGUGACAGCGGCUCGCCUCCCCAAGGUGCUGCAGCUCACCCUGGCGGUGAUCAAACCGGAUGCUGUGGCUCAUCCCGUCAUGUCACAGGCUCUUCACCAGAGAAUACUGGACAACAAAUUUUUAAUUGUGAAAUGCAGAGAUCUCGCGUGGAGGAGACGGGACUCCGAGAGGUUUUACGCUGAACACUCGGAGCGAUUCUUCUACCAGAGGCUUGUUGAAUUCAUGUCAAGCGGCCCGAUGCGAGCUUACGUUCUGGCCCGGGUGGACGCCAUACGUCAGUGGAGAGAGCUGAUGGGGCCGACCAAAGUGUUCCGAGCCAGAUACACCUCGCCCGAUAGUAUCAGGGCUCAGUUUGGACUCACAGACACGCGGAACACGGCUCACGGCGCCGAUUCCGUUGAGUCGGCACAAAGAGAAAUCCGGUUCUUCUUCCCGGACUUCUGCGCGGGGGAGUGGAUGGAGAAGGAGGAGCCAUCGUUUCGAUCGGGACGAAUACGUUACAACCCUCAGAAGAAGAUUCACACACUUUCAUUGCAAAGCGGACCCCAGAACUGACUCUGAUCCCCGAAAGGACCACUCGGAGCCGCUGCAAUUGUUAAUCCGCAGCUUUACACAAAUGACACUUCCCAGAGAGAUUUUCCAAUAUUUCGCGUGCUGUAUAAAUAUGUUUGAUGAUCCCACAAAAGUGAAUGUUUAUUAUUUAUCGCUUGUUCAUCCCGUGUUGUUGUCAAGUAAAACCAAUUUUUCCUUGAACAAA
Gasterosteus aculeatus aculeatus (three-spined stickleback) is the source of this 1116-nucleotide messenger RNA. NCBI's taxonomy places the organism in Eukaryota, Metazoa, Chordata, Actinopteri, Perciformes, Gasterosteidae. The record is from RefSeq and is a predicted model, not a curated record.